Closterium sp. NIES-65 is the source of this 717-nucleotide messenger RNA. The record is from the annotation of a GenBank genome assembly. Lineage: Eukaryota; Viridiplantae; Streptophyta; Zygnematophyceae; Desmidiales; Closteriaceae.
GUCGCCGUUGCCCACACAAUUGGUCACGUAGCUGCAACCGUGAGCAUGUCCAAGGUCGCUGUUUCCUUUACUCAUAUCAUUAAGAGCUCAGAGCCUGCCUUCAGCGUUGUCGUCCAGAGCCUGAUGGGCGAGCAUUUUGCGCUUCCUGUCUACUUGUCGUUGCUCCCGAUCAUUUUUGGUUGUGGGCUCGCAGCUCUUACCGAGCUAAACUUCAACAUGGGAGGCUUUAUGGGUGCUAUGAUCUCAAAUCUGGCAUUCGUUUUCCGGAACAUUUUUUCGAAGAAGGGAAUGAGCUCUGGCAAGAAGGUUGGAGGUCUCAACUACUACGCCUGCCUGUCAAUCAUGUCUCUCAUCAUCCUCAUUCCGUUCGCCAUCUGGCAAGAGGGCUUUCCGAUGUGGACUGCCGGGUGGCAGACUUCUAUCGCGGAGGUUGGGCCAAGAAUUGGGUGGUGGAUUGCGGCUCAGAGCGUUUUCUACCACCUGUACAAUCAAGUGUCCUACAUGUCGCUGGAUCAGAUCUCACCGUUGACAUUCAGCAUUGGAAACACGAUGAAGCGUGUGUCGGUCAUUGUAGCUUCCAUCAUCAUCUUCAGAACUCCAGUCCGAUUGAUCAAUGGCGUUGGAGCGGCAAUUGCCAUUCUCGGAACGUUCCUGUACUCUCAGGCGAUUGAGGCCCAGAAGAAGGCAGCAAAGGCCAAGGCCGCACCUGCAUCUUAG